This is a messenger RNA of Opisthorchis viverrini, 287 nucleotides long. RefSeq lists its product as hypothetical. The record is from RefSeq and is a predicted model, not a curated record. NCBI's taxonomy places the organism in Eukaryota, Metazoa, Platyhelminthes, Trematoda, Opisthorchiida, Opisthorchiidae. The annotation marks the transcript as partial. The transcript is spliced from 2 exons.
GAGCUUAGCUUUCGAACCAGUCUCGAACGUACCGAAACUGAACAUGUUUGUGAACAAGCCAGACAUCGACGACCAAGCCAAGUUGUAUUGUCGGCGAGUUCCCGAGCUCACAUCAGAUCCUCAACCAGUAAACCAAACCCCCCUCCUACCGAGACAGACGUUCCCAAUUCAUCUGAAUCUGAUCUGGGCCGGUUCGUCGAAGACGAAGAAGUAGGGCAAGGUCAUGUUCCCUGGCUGGCCUACACUCAGUACAUCCUCGCCAGAGGUUGGCUUACAACCCUUGUGGC